This is a messenger RNA of Balaenoptera ricei (Rice's whale), 2147 nucleotides long. It is a transcript of the gene NT5C3A, whose product is annotated as 5'-nucleotidase, cytosolic IIIA. The record is from RefSeq and is a predicted model, not a curated record. The transcript has 9 exons. Lineage: Eukaryota; Metazoa; Chordata; Mammalia; Artiodactyla; Balaenopteridae. The coding region runs from base 92 to 1087 and encodes 331 amino acids. Gene Ontology annotation, cellular component: cytoplasm. Gene Ontology annotation, molecular function: magnesium ion binding; 5'-nucleotidase activity.
GUGGGGGCUUCUUCCCUGGCUGGCGCUUCCGAGGCCCGCAGCCAUCUAGCGACCUCUUUCCUUGGAACGCGAGGCGCAGGAGGUCCCGUCCAUGGACCGAUCCGCGGUGGCGAGGGUGGGCGCGGUAGCGAGCGCCAGCGUGUGCGCCGUCGUGGCGGGGGCGGUGCUGGCCCAGUACAUUUUCACCUUGAAGAGAAAGACGGGCCGGAAGACCAAGAUCAUCGAGAUGAUGCCAGAAUUCCAGAAAAAUUCAGUUCACAUCAAGAACCCUACAAGAGUAGAAGAAAUUAUCUGUGGUCUUAUCAAAGGAGGAGCUGCCAAACUUCAGAUAAUAACAGACUUUGAUAUGACACUGAGUCGAUUUUCCCACAGAGGGAAAAGAUGCCCAUCAUGUCAUAAUGUCAUUGACAACUGUAAGCUAAUUACAGAUGAAUGUCGAGAAAAGUUACUGCAACUAAAGGAAAAAUAUUAUGCUAUUGAAAUUGAUCCUUUUCUUACUGUAGAAGAGAAGUACCCUUAUAUAGUAGAGUGGUAUACUAAAUCACAUGGUUUGCUUGUUGAACAGGCUUUACCAAAAGCCAAACUUAAAGAAAUUGUGGAAGAAUCUGACAUUAUGCUCAAGGACGGAUAUGAGAAUUUCUUUGAUAAGCUGCAACAAUACAGUAUUCCUGUGUUCAUAUUCUCAGCUGGUAUCGGUGAUAUACUAGAGGAGGUUAUCCGUCAAGCUGGUGUUUAUUAUCCAAAUGUCAAAGUAGUGUCCAACUUCAUGGAUUUUGAUGACAGUGGGCUGCUCAGAGGAUUUAAAGGAGAACUAAUUCAUGUGUUUAACAAAGAUGAUGGAUCCUUGAAGAAUACGGAAUAUUUCAAUCAACUAAAAAACAAUAGCAACAUAAUUCUGCUGGGAGACUCCCAAGGGGACUUAAAAAUGGCAGAUGGAGUAGCCAAUGUUGAACACAUUCUGAAAAUUGGAUAUCUAAAUGAUAGAGUGGAUGAGCUUUUAGAAAAGUACAUGGACUCUUAUGAUAUUGUUCUAGUAAAAGAUGAAUCAUUGGAUGUAGCCAACUCUAUCUUACAGAAGAUUCUAUAAACAAGCAUUCUUCAAGAAGACCUCUCACCUGUGGGUGCAAUUGAUGCAAGAGCUGCUCAUCUGUUCAUCUUGUUAAAAGAUUUUAUUUAUAAUAUAUUCUUGAUCUUGAAGUUUUUCCUCUAUACUGCUGAAGUAUUUUCAGAUUUAUUGAAUCCAUCAAGUGGAAGCUCCUUUUUCUCCAUCUCUCUCAACACACUCCUCACUAUAUUUUUUAACAGAUUAAAAAAAAACUUAGAGCAAAAAUUUGAAGAAUAACUCCCUACAUUUCCAUAGUGAAUUUUGUAGCUUAAUGUUAUUAUGACAUUUUUGAGAAGUCUUUUUACAUUGGGAAAGUUUGUAGACGUUUAAAAAGUUUUUUGAAAUGGUGAAAUAAUGUGCAUGAUUUUAAGUGUUGUCAUUUUUAUAAUUUGGGUGAAUUAUGCUGAUGGAUUAACCAUCUCCUAAAAUUGUGUUAUGUUUGGUUAUUUUGUUUGGUGAAAAUCGAUAUUUACCAAAAAAUAUUGGCACUUGAUGUUUGAAAAAAAAUCUAUUGGUAUCUACAUGCCACUAAUCAUUACAGAAUGUUCUAUAUUGAAGCACUGAUGAUAAAAAUGAAAUGAAAAGCCUUUUUAAUUCUGUCAAGACUAUUAUUAUUCAUUCAACAGAACCUGCCAUGUUUUUGUGUGUGAUGUAUGAAUCCUAAUGUCCUUGUCAUAGUGGCUAUUUAGAUUAUUUUCAGAUUUACACACUAUAAAAAUAAAAAGAGUUUUGCAGAGAAAAUUUAAUCUGUCCUUCAGAAAAUACUGGGGCCUAGGAAAAUUGUUUUCCCCCAUUGAAAAUAUUAGUAAAAGAAGGUACUAUAUUGAAAGUCUAAGCGUUUCAGAAAUAGCCAUAGGCAGAAAACAAAAUGUAGCUGGGUCUCAUGAUGACUAAAACAGAGUACUUCAGGGUUAGGAACUGCCAUUCCUCUAUGCAGUCUGACUUCCCAUUCUGAGUUCUGGUUGCCCCAUAAUGGUUUACACAAGGCUUAGACUUGCCCUUGUGAUAAAUUUUUUUAAAAUAAAUUUAUUUAUUUAAUUUA